Messenger RNA from Adineta ricciae, 1170 nucleotides. The record is from the annotation of a GenBank genome assembly. Lineage: Eukaryota; Metazoa; Rotifera; Eurotatoria; Adinetida; Adinetidae.
AUGUCGAAUUUCUAUCGUCACCUUUUACGAUUUCGUUCUGGUUAUCUAUGUCAAACAAUGGAAGAUAUAAUAAGCAAUCCUCAGUCCAUAACAGCAGCGAAUAGUCAACGGCAAUCAGCAUCACCAGUUGAAGAUUUCACUCAGCAAACACAAUCACCGACACUGGAUAGAAAACAAGUCUCAACAAGAACUAUCAACAGCAAGAUUUCAGGGCUCCACUGGAGUCCUGGAGUCUGCUGUUCUCCCUUGGAGAAAAAUUUACAACAGAAAUUGAUCGGAGGAGUUCGAGUAUGUGCUCAAACAAGUGGUAUUCAUUAUGAAAGUCAAUUACCAUUGCAAAAUAUCCGUACAAUCGAAUUAUCAAUUCUUUAUAAUGCACGAUAUCAAUGUGUUGAUCCUCAGUGUUCACCAAUUACAAUUAUUUCUGUGUCGAAUUUCAAAAACUGUGAAAUGGCUUGUUUAGAUAAUAUUAAUUGCCGAACAGCUAUUUUUAAUGAAUUAACUGGCUCAUGUGAAAUGUUUACUGAUAUUAUCAGACAAUAUGGACAAAUAAUAAAUGAAGAAAAUUUUGUGACUAUAACUACAAUCGAUGAGAGAUCUUUGACAGCUGUCCUUCAAAGAAAUUGGAUAGUUAAUGGUGACGGAGAAACUGGCCCAUGUACAUCAGAUAAUGUUGUUUUAAAUCCAACUGAUUGGAACUGUAAUGGAACAGUAACUCAAGAAUAUUAUAAUAGUACAUACUCAUUUCAAUUUUUGACAGAUCCAGGACCAGAUGAUCGCGGUAAUUGCCAUUUCUAUGGUCAAGCCAGUGCCUCGACCACAAUGUGGCAAACAAGAAAUUUCACAAGCUUUUUUCAUCCUUUAAUUGAUAAUCAAACACUUUCGUACAAUUUUUCGGCUUGGAUUGGUGGUUUGAAUAGUCAAGAUGAUACUGGUCGAGUCUCACUAACGUUUUUCGAUGGAUCUGAUCAGACGAUUGGGAACAGUAUAACCAUUGGACCAGUUUUAGCUUCAGAUCGUAAUGGUAUAACUUCGCUAAUUUUUCGACAAGCAACUGGGCUUGUGCCAGUUGGUACUCGUUCUUUUCAAGUUUUUGUUGAGUUUAUUCGUGCGAUGGGCACUUCUAAUAAUGGUGUCAUUGAUAAUAUUUCUUUUAUCUUAUAUCAAUGA